This is a messenger RNA of Cucurbita pepo subsp. pepo (vegetable marrow), 2161 nucleotides long. The record is from RefSeq and is a predicted model, not a curated record. NCBI's taxonomy places the organism in Eukaryota, Viridiplantae, Streptophyta, Magnoliopsida, Cucurbitales, Cucurbitaceae.
GUCCAUAAUGAUAAUAACAAUAAUAACAAUAAUAAAAAAGUGUGGUUUCAAAUAUCUUGGCGCAGAGAUAUGAUUCAGAAACCGAAAAAAGGAGUGACAGUGCAUGUCAACGUUUGGGUUUUGGCAGACCAGACCUCUUUACAAUCUCUGCACACUUCCAAUGACACGACUCGACUCGACUCGACUCACACCCAGAACAUGAACAACAAGAUUAAUUAAUCUCUUAUCAAAAUAUUUACCAGUUUUCUUUCCUCACUAAAAGCCAAUUCUGCGUAACAGUUGCCUUUCUCGCUUCCAACCAUCUUCUUUAAUUCUUCCUCUUUUCUUUCCCCCCGCCCUCUUUUAAUUUUAAUCCACUUUAUUUAUCUUCGAAAUCAUAUGCUCUUUCUCUUCCUUCCUCCUUCCCCCCUUUCUUCUCUUCUCUGUCUUUUCUAAUUUUCCCGGCCACUUCUGUUUACCGGUCAUGUCAACGCCGGCGAGGACCAAGAGCUGGAAUGGCAACGUGGAUAAGCAUUACCCACCGGCGCUGGCCACCCAUGAUGAAGUUAUUUCUGACCCCAUUGUGUUUUGGGACACUUUGAGGCGUUUUCAUUUUGUGAUGAACACCAAGUUCAUGAUUCCUGUGAUCGGAGGGAAGGAGCUAGACUUGCAUGUUUUGUAUUCAGAGGUUACAAGGAGGGGCGGCCAUGAAAAGGUUGUUGCAGAGAAGAAAUGGAGGGAAGUUGGAGGUAUAUUUAAGUUUUCUCCUACGACCACAAGUGCUUCGUUUGUAUUGAGAAAACACUAUCUAAGUCUUCUGUACCAUUAUGAGCAAGUUUACUUGUUCGGCCGGCAGGGCCCCAUCUGUGCCCCUCAAGGUCCCUUUUUGUUCUCCCCUUCCAUUUUUCCUUUUUUACUUUAUCCGUUAUUUUCCAUAUCGGAUUUUGCUGUAAAUCUGAGUUGGGUUUUGUCCUUUUCUUCUUCUACAGCGCCAUUAUCUUUUGGUAGCCCUACGAGGGACAGCGAAUUGGCUAUGGUGGAAUAUACUCCCAAAACAACGUCGUUUUCGCCUGCGGAAGUUACUGGAACAAUUGAUGGGAAAUUCGACUGUGGUUACCUAGUGACUGUGAAAUUGGGAUCCGAGGUUCUUAGAGGAGUACUUUACCAUCCAGAUCAGCCAGUCCCGUCUGAUCUACGUCCUCAGUCUACAAAUGCCAUUAUACCUUACACUGGUGGCAGACAGAGACACGUUGGUCGACGACACCGGAGACGCCGGAGAAAGGCAGACCCUAACCACCCAAAACCGAAUAGAAGUGGGUACAAUUUCUUCUUUGCAGAGAAGCAUUACAAGCUCAAAUCUCUGUACCCAAACAGAGAGAGGGAGUUCACCAAGAUGAUUGGAGAGUCUUGGAACAAACUAAGUCCUGAAGAAAGGAUGGUUUAUCAAAACAUUGGGCUGAAAGACAAGGAAAGAUACAAGAGAGAGUUGAAAGAGUACAAGGAGAAAAUGAGGCAGGCAACUGCUGAUAUUCAGGCAACUAACUGUUCAAAACGUGGAGAGUAACAAAGAAGGAAGAGAAUUCAGCAGUUUAGGUCUUUUUUUGGGUCUCUUAUCAAGUUAUAUGAUAUAUAAACUUUGUAUCAUAUCCUUCUAACUUUACAUGGCAAAUCAUAGGUUCUUAUAUCCAAGUGCUUGGCCUCAAACUGUGCUGCUACACACUACAAUGUCACUAUUGGAACUCUCAUACUAUGCUGCUACACACUAGAUUCUUAGAACUUUCAACUUUGAAAUGACAGAGGAAUGUGCCCUUUUAACUUCGUUUUUGUUUCUUAUUCCAUCAGUGGUCAUGAUGGAGCCAACCAAGUGAGCCUUAGAGAGAGGCUUCUUCUGUGUCAUGUGCUACAAUAUUCGAAUAUUAACCAACAUGGUUUAAAAGAAAGUAAACAAAGGCACAGAAGCAAAUGAGUGAAUGUUAGAAACAGUUGAUCAUAUAUGCAUAAGAACGUUAGAAUUUUCAUCAACUGAGUCAUGUAAUGAUCAUUAGAAUAUCUCUUUAAGUGAGAAAGCCACUUCUGCGAUCGGAUUAGGCCAAGAGCCUUUCACUUCAAACCUUGCAGCCUCUCUUAAGAGGGGCAGUGGCAUUCCCUUUUGCUAAAUCAGAAAUUGCCCUUUUGUUGGGUA